ACUUGCCAAUUAACUUCCUCAAUAGUUUUUGGUUUUCCAAAUUUUGCUUUCGUUUUUAAAUGCUAUAUUAAUGCUGGAUUAAGUUUAUUCAAACUUCUAAAAGAAAGGUUUUUUCUAUGUGAACUAUGUCGGUCGGCAUUAGAGUUGUUCGUGGUCCAGACUGGAAUUAUGGAGACAAAGAUGGCGGAGAAGGUCACGUGGGCUCAAUCAUCGCUGUCAGUCAAGAUAAUUCCUGUGAUGUAGUAUGGGACAAUGGCCGUGAAAUGAAGUGUAACAUCGGAAAAGGAGGAAAACGUGAUCUGAGAGUCGUGGACAAUGCACCAGCAGGUGUAAAGCACUUAGGUGUACAAUGUGACGAAUGUAAACAGAGAACUGUGAUAGGAACACGUUGGAAGUGUUCCGAAUGUCACGACUAUGAUUUGUGUACUAUUUGUUACUAUGGUGACAAACACAAUCUGAGCCAUCAAUUUCUUAGAAUUAACAAGCAGUCGAGUAAACCAAUAAAGCUUCCUAAGAGAGCAACAUCACAGAGGAUGAGAGCCUUGGGGAUAUUUCCAGGAGCUGUAGUUUUGCGGGGUAAAGAUUGGUCCUAUGGUUCACAAGAUGGCGGGCAAGGGUCGGAAGGCAAAGUAACAGAAUUAAGAAACUAUGGUGGCGACACUGGUGCACGGAAUGCCGUCAAGGUCAAAUGGAAAAACGGAGAAAUUAAUGUUUAUAAAUUAGGAGCUGGCGGAAAAGUAGAUCUUAAGUUUAUGGAACCAGGAGUGGGAACAGAUUAUUACAGGGAUCAUUUGGAUAUACCUGAUUCAGUGGACGUACCUACUAAACAAACAGAUUCCUCUGCGAGAAUAACGAUAGAAACCAGCACUUUUGAGGGGAACGAAAGUAGCACUGAAGAAGCAGAAACUUCCUCUGUAGACACGGUGUUACACGUAGGAGAUCGUGUAUGUGUUUUCAUUCCUGCAGAAGACUUAAAACAGGUGCAGCGUGGACGUGGUGGAUGGAGCAUGCGCAUGACUGAGUGUAUUGGGCGGAUAGGAAAAGUGAAGAAUAUAGAAUCAGACGAAAUCAUUGAAGUUGAAUAUGAUGGCAAUACAUGGCAAUUCUACCAAGGAGCACUUAGAAAAGUUUAUGACAUUAAACCAGGAGACACAGUAAAGAUCCUUAGUGAACCAAAGACUGUAGAAUUGUUACAGAAAGGUCAUGGUGGUUGGGAAGAUGCAAUGAUAAAGGCAUGUGGGAAAAUAGGAAAAGUUGAGAAGAUAGAUAGUGAUGGUGAUGUCGUUGUACAGUUUGGUCAGCAAGUCUGGGUCUAUAGUCCUGCCUCUAUGAUACCUGCUCCAGGAAAGAAAGUUGAUACACUUGAAGGCAAACAGGAAACAUCGUUUGCAACCUCAAGACGUGGUGCUGAGAAUGUUCAAGAUGACCUUGCAGAUAGCCUUGCUCGGUUGGUAGCAAACCUGGUAGUUUUAGGUCAUCAACAAAGACUCCAAACCAUUGGCCCAGAGCAAAUGAUACAGGCGUGUGCUAAAGGUGAUAUUGCAUCAGUGCAACAACUUAUAAAAAUGAAGAAAGAUUUGGUCAAUUGUAAGUUUAAAGAUCUGACGCCAUUAAUGAUAGCAAGUCAUGAAGGACAUAUGGAUAUUGCCAAAUUAUUACUAGCCAGUGGUGCUAACAUCAACACAAAGACUAGCGAAAAUAAUACAGCACUACUUACAGCAGCAGCAGGUAAGAAAGAAAUGCUGGCAUUGUAUUUGGUUUCCCAAGGAGCAAGUGUAACAGAAAUUGCUAAAAAUGGAAGAAGUCUCGCUCAUCAUGCUAGUUAUUGUGGAAUGUUUGCUCUUUUAAAAGCUGUUUUAGAAAAAGGAUGUGAUCCGAACGUGCAGGAUAUUGAGGGUGAUACUGCUCUUCACGACGCCAUUGCUAAAGGACACGAUAGAGCAGUCAACAUUCUACUGAGUCAUCCGAAUAUUAACAUGACUCUUGUCAACAAGAAAGGUUUCCAUCCACUUGUGUUUGCUGCUUUUAAGGAAAAUGAAUUUGCUGUAGAAAAACUUCUAGACAAAUCACAAAGUUUAAUGAAGAUGACAAAGUCUGACGGGUCAUCAGCACUGCAUAUUGCUGCAAUCAACGAUCAUCGCCAGGUUGCAUCCAUCCUACUAUUAAAGGGUAAAGCAAAUGUAAACUUUAAGGAUAAACAAGGAUUGACACCUUUGCAUUUAGCUUGCCAUGAAGCUUACUUUGAGAUGGUCAAGUUGUUGAUACAGAACGGAGCUGAUGUAAAUAUAAAGGACAAUGAUGGUGAUACACCUUUACAUCUUAUUCUUGGUAUUCAACAAAGACCACCGGUGACGGGGCUUCUUGGAUUAAUGCUGAUGGCUCAGCCAAAUGAUGACAAUGAUCGUUUCAAAAUAGCCUGUUUAUUGAUGGAAAAUAAAGCAAACAUUCAAACGACCAACAACAAUGGUAAAACACCUCUUCAAGUUUGUCGAAGUCAGAGAGUAAAGAAUGCAGUUGAAAACUACAUACGACAAAAGCAACCGCAACAACAGAAACCAGCGGCAACACGGGGAGCCACGGGAGAUCCCUUUGUAGACUUACUGGCGGCAUUGUUAGUCAAGCCGUGUGCAAAUUGUAGAGAGAAUGUUGCUAAUGCAAAGUUCGUACCAUGCGGGCACAAACUAGUAUGCGAAGAGUGCAGUUUGAGAUUUAAUGUAUGUCCACAAUGUAGGUCGCCAGUACAAGCAAGGCUUGAUAAUCAAGGAAGACGGAUUGUUCUUGAAGAUCCUUGUCAAGUUCAAUGAAUAAACUGGACUGUAAAACGUAAAAAUGAAAGCUAUUUUCUUGUGUAUCAUGUGAUGUAGAUUGUACUAUUCAAUAUUUGAUUAUCAAUGAUAAUCAAUGUAUAUUCUUAGUUUAGUGGUUAAUAUAUGAAAUGUAACGUAUAUUUCAGAAGAGUUUAGUUAUUCAAUUUAAUAUUAAUAUUUUUCUGUUAUUUCACAUGCACUUAACAUUGAAUGUCAUCCAUAUUGUAUUGUUUUACAUCUUCUUCUGCUACAUGUAUUAUCUCGGAUUCAUUUACCGUAGUUUGGGGUACACCAAUUUAGACUUUAAUGAUAUUUUGUUUUUAUUUGUAAUUUUUCUAUUUCAAACAAUUAAAGUAUAUGCAUGAACUACAUACAAAAUAAUACAUGUAAGAUAUACACUAUCAUUAUUAUAAAUACUUUAUCGUUGGAAAUAGUAGACAUUUUCUAUAGAACAGAUCAAAAGAAAAAAGUAAAAAAAAAAUAUAAAAAUAAAUAGAUAAAUAAAUAGUGAUAAGUAACAGAUAGUAUAGAUGUGGAAAAUGAAGAAGAAUGAAAAGAAAGAAUUAAAAAAAAAGAAACAGAAUUAUCCAGUUACAUCCCUAUCAAUAUUACUUUUCUCUUUUCUAACAGCCAGCAACACAGGUCAAGAACAUUUCAUGAAAAUUAUAUAUUCUUUACAAUAAAUUAUUGGUUGAUAGUCAUUAGCAUGUAUUAACUUAAAGGAUUUUAAUAACUUUCCACAUAUUGUCAAAUUCAGUUAUUUAUUUAAUUUUUUACAGCUAUAUUACUCUCUAAUUUGUACAUAUCUUUCUUUUUAUGUUGAUUGCUUGCAGUGAGAGAUUCUUUUAAAAGCAUCUAGAAUUAUACAUAUAUUGUUUAAUAUAAUUAAAAAUCAUGUUGUUUACGGUUGUUAGGGAAUAUUUUGGAGAAAGCUCCAAAACGAAAGUUUAAUUUAUGCAUUGGGAGACUUAUUCCACCGGAAAGAAACCAGUUAUCAAUAUCUUGUAGAAAAUUUGGUACAGCAAUUCCGAAAGAGAUGUUCUAUAGACCCGUUUUCUGUUUUACAAAAUGUACAUAAAGGAUUAUACAUAAGUUUUAUUGUAACUAGAUUUGCUGCAAUGAUGCAGUGGUUAAUCCUGUACGGCAACCACUGUAAUUUACUAUUUUUAGUAACAGCAAUUGACAGUCUGAAAAUAUUUUUUCCAGUUCAGAUUCUGUUCGCCUAAAAGUUUAACCCGUUUUAACUCUCCAGUAGGAAUAACAUUAUUUCUAGUCAGUGCAGAAUACAUAUCUUUAGUGAUAUUGCUAGCUGACUAAUUGAAUGAUUUGAUUGCUCUUUGGUAUCUUCUUACCAUUUCCAUAGAUCUAAAUAAGAAACCAAGUUCAUCUUAUGGCAAUCCGAUAUCGUGUUUGAUGUUUAAUUAAUUUUCUUUGAAGUAAACUUAUUGUUUUUUUGUUACUUGCAUAUCAUAUAGUAAGUUUUAUUUUUGCAUAUUCCAUGUUGAUAAAUGGUUUGAUAUUUACAUUAUUAAUAAUAAAACCAGUGUCAACUUAUUUUAUGUUCCUUAAAGAGUUGAGUUAGUUACUAAAAGAAUUAUGUUUUCAUAAUAUAUGAGCUAUAUGUACCUAUAAAGUGUACAGAAAUAAACUUAUCAUAGAUAACAA
This is a messenger RNA of Mytilus californianus (California mussel), 4472 nucleotides long. Its product is annotated as E3 ubiquitin-protein ligase MIB2-like. Gene Ontology annotation, biological process: protein ubiquitination. Gene Ontology annotation, molecular function: ubiquitin-protein transferase activity; zinc ion binding; protein binding. The coding region runs from base 126 to 2804 and encodes 892 amino acids. Lineage: Eukaryota; Metazoa; Mollusca; Bivalvia; Mytilida; Mytilidae. The record is from RefSeq and is a predicted model, not a curated record. The transcript has 20 exons. Gene Ontology annotation, cellular component: cytoplasm.